Chiroxiphia lanceolata (lance-tailed manakin) is the source of this 1207-nucleotide messenger RNA. It is a transcript of the gene C21H9orf78, whose product is annotated as chromosome 21 C9orf78 homolog. The coding region runs from base 100 to 969 and encodes 289 amino acids. Lineage: Eukaryota; Metazoa; Chordata; Aves; Passeriformes; Pipridae. The record is from RefSeq and is a predicted model, not a curated record. The transcript is spliced from 9 exons. Gene Ontology annotation, biological process: mRNA splicing, via spliceosome. Gene Ontology annotation, cellular component: spliceosomal complex.
CUGCGCUGUGACGUCAUCGCGGCGCGACGGGAGCUGAGCUGAGGUGUGGGGGCCGUGUCGGGCCCUGUCCUGUCGUGUCCUGUCGCGGCGGCCGCAGCGAUGCCGGCCAAGAAGUCCUUCCGACGGCGCAGGGAGGACGAGGACGAGGAGGAGGAGGACGAGCAGCUCGCCGAGGAGGUCAGGUUAAAACUUGAGGAAGCCAAAGAAGUUCAGAGCCUCAGAAAGCGACCCAAUGGGGUGAGUGCUGUAGCUCUGCUUGUGGGAGAGAAGUUGCAAGAAGAAGCAACACUUGUGGAUGACCCAUUUAAGAUAAAAUCCGGGGGAAUGGUGGACAUGAAGAAGCUGAAGGAAAGAGGCAAGGACAGGAUUAAUGAAGAGGAAGAUCUGAACUUGGGAACUUCCUUCUCAGCAGAAACCAACAGACGGGAUGAAGACGCUGACAUGAUGAAGUACAUUGAGACUGAGCUGAAGAAGAGAAAGGGAAUUGUGGAGAAUGAAGAGCAGAAGGUGAAGCUUAAGAACGCUGAGGACUCUCUGUAUGAGCUGCCAGAGAACAUCCGUGUCUCCUCUGCCAAGAAGACUGAGGAGAUGCUGUCCAACCAGAUGCUGAGUGGCAUUCCUGAAGUGGACCUGGGAAUCGAUGCAAAAAUAAAAAACAUCAUCUCAACUGAAGAGGCCAAGGCCAAGCUGCUGGCAGAGCAGCAGAACAAGAAGAAAGACAGCGAAACUUCCUUUGUUCCCACCAACAUGGCUGUUAAUUAUGUCCAGCACAACAGAUUUUAUCAUGAGGAGCUGAACGCACCAGUGCGAAGGAACAAAGAGGAGCCAAAGCCCCGUCCCCUGAGAGUGGGGGAUACUGAGAGACCAGAACCUGAGCGGUCUCCUCCAAAUCGCAAACGUCCCCUCAAUGAAAAAGCCACAGAUGAUUAUCACUAUGAGAAGUUCAAGAAGAUGAACAGGCGAUACUAAUGAACAUGGACUGAAGCCUUUUGAGUUGUUUGGAUUUUCCACUAAUAAAGGAUUUUGUGUCUGUGACCUGCGAUGGAUUUUGAGAAGAGUCACUACCUUCACAUGCUGAUGUUACCUACAAAGCUUUUCCUGUGUGAUCUUGCAGUGAAUCAGUUUGCAGAUGGUUGUGAACUCUUUGGUCGGUGAAACCUUGUAUAUAACUAUGUUCUUAUAAAUAAAGUUUUGUAAUGGAAAAUGA